UGAUGCUGCGUUCACAAUCACAAAUUCCCCAAAUCCCAAACGUCUCGACUAAUAGUAAACGUGUUAUAGCCGUGUUUUUAAGUAAUUAUUUUUAAUUUUCCUCUAGAACGGCCACCUUCUUUAAUUUACGACAAACUCUUGAGUAAAUGCUAACAUUCUACUAAGGCUGAUUUGCAGCUGUUUACAAAGAAAUUCCCGUUCUCUCAGUUCCCGUAGAAAAAAUAGGAUUUUAACUGAAGAUGGCCUCUCGAGGGAAAUCAGAAACUGGAAAAUUGAGGCAAAAUAUGGAGGAACAACUUGACAGACUAAUGCAGCAGCUUCAGGACCUGGAGGAAUGCAGAGAAGAUCUGGAUGAGGAAGAGUACGAAGAGACAAAGAAGGAAACUUUGGAGCAGCUGGGUGAAUUCAACGACUCCUUAAAGAAAAUAAUGUCAGGAGAUAUGACACUUGUGGAUGAACUCAGUGGGAUGCAACUGGUAUGGACAAUUAAUGUGCUACUACUGUGUAUUAGGAGUGCCGGUGUGUGGCAUACUGUGCAGAUGGACCGCGAUGUGAUGGUGGGAAAACUGUCACGGGACGUGUACACGCAGCAGAAAAUGGAAAUCCUCACUGCCUUGAGAAAACUGGGGGAGAAGCUCACCCCAGAAGACGAGACAUUCCUCACUGAAAACGCCACAGCGACCUUGAGCCAGUUUGAAAAAGUGACUGCAAACCAAGGGUCCGAAGACAAAAUAAUGGCUUUAGCUAGCUCUGGUGUGAAAACAAAGUCAUAGCAGUUCUGCAAAAAAAAAGUGUGUUUUUAAUGAAGACAAAAAUGUGCCAUCCAAUUAUGGAUUUUCUAAACAAUCAGUGCGCUUUUAAGUGCUACUGCAGACGCUGACACUUUUAACAGUAUUGUUUUAUAUGUACACGUCAAUCUUUGUAAAUGUCUUUUAAUCAUCCAGAUAAAGCGUAAAAAUGUAUUUUAGGUACGAGCGUGUGAUUUGCUAAAAGGUGCGUGAAUGUAGAGGACGGCGCAGACAGUUUGUUAUUAUGAUCUUGUGGUUUGUGCAGUGAUUCUUUAUUCCAAUAUUUCAAUAUUCAACAGUGCUGUUUUUAGGAUGUUUUCCUUCAGGGUGUAUUUUUAUUUCAGCUAAAACUGUGCCGUCUGCGGGACUCUGAAUAAAAUAAUAGAAACACUGCAUGUGCCAGGACUACAGCGCUUCAGAUGAUCGGAUCUGCCUCGAUUAAUAUGUACACUAUAACCAAUUUACAGUUGCAUUUAUAGAUGAAUACAUUUGUAAACCACUUGUGUGCAGGUGAGAUGUAGAGUCUGAUGAUAUCUUCAGUAAAACUCGACGAGUCUUUCACCAGUUUAGUUGAAAUGUGCCGAGUCUGCAGGGUGGAUUAGAGCAGCCGUCGUCCAACAAUAUGAGAAUCAUAAAGUUUUAUUAAUCGUGUGGGUCUUCGGUCUGUUCAUGGAGAAAAUACAGAGAUUUUACAGGAUGAAGUAAUGAAUUGAGACGCUUUACCACUAUUCAGUGUCACUUGGGUGUUUCCAUUAUUUUAAUGAGUCCUCUAUGCAUUUAUUAUCAUGCAACUCAAACUGAUGACUGUAGCUUCAUGUUGACAGUGAUGAAGUUUGAUGCGAGUUUAAAAACUAUCAGAGUCUGUGUAGAAGUGAAUGUCACAAUGUUUACAGCAUUAAUCUUGAUAUUCUUGCUACUUUUAAUGUGAGUAAAAAGAAAACUAACAA
This is a messenger RNA of Neolamprologus brichardi, 1735 nucleotides long. The record is from RefSeq and is a predicted model, not a curated record. Lineage: Eukaryota; Metazoa; Chordata; Actinopteri; Cichliformes; Cichlidae.